AUGGCUUUAAAAGACUCUUUUCGCAUCAAUCUCAAGGGCCGCGGUCUGCCAUCCCGGCCAGACCAGGGUCUCCGCUCCAAGAGCUCGCCAGAACAGACGCAGAAUAACGCCGUGAUUCCUGAAAGACCUGCACCAGCCCCAGCCCUAGAGAAGCCACUUCCGUCAACACAGUUACCUUCUCCGCCGAUGUCCCCGACGAUGGCUGUUCCUGGGAGCUUCUCGCAGAUCUCGCCAAUCAGGCGCGGCCAGGAACUUUCUCCCAAGGAAUUUUCUCCCGUGGAAUUCUCUCCCAAGGAACUUCCUCCCAGCCCUCGAGCCCCGGCUGGUAUCAUGACUUCGCAAGAUGAUGACGACGGUGCGUCUCUGGAAGACUUUAUACCUGAGCCGGAGGAGAACUCGGGGGAAAGCAUCGACGCUGCUAUCACGACCGCACCGGCCAAGGAGGGAAUGAACGGAAUUAACAGCAAUGAUAAUCUCCCGCCGCCUCCGCAGCAGCUAGAGCCAGUCGCAGCGCCGCUGAGCAAAGUGCAUUUUGCAUGCUACCAGUCGCAUAGAUCGAUGCCUGUCGCAAACAACUACUGGUAUUCAGUUCCCUGCAUGACUUGUCGGAAAGUUGAUCAGCAAAGCCGAUACCGGUGCACAUUCUGCUGUCUUCGCAUCUGCGGUGAUUGUUUCCAAGGUCUGCAAAAGUGCAACGACCGCUCUCUGGCGGAGUUUCUCGACACUCGUCCGACAGCUUAA
Paecilomyces variotii is the source of this 741-nucleotide messenger RNA. RefSeq lists its product as hypothetical. The coding region runs from base 1 to 741 and encodes 246 amino acids. Lineage: Eukaryota; Fungi; Ascomycota; Eurotiomycetes; Eurotiales; Thermoascaceae. The record is from RefSeq and is a predicted model, not a curated record. The transcript has a single exon.